AAUAUAAAAGGAGGAACACUAGAGCAAGACCAGAGAUAAGCAAGCAAACAUGGAGGCGUUGAAGCUGUGCAGCAGUCUAUCUUCUUCCUUACCAAUCAGCUUCCGCCACCUCAUCCGCCGCCGUACGUCCUACACUCUCGUCCGCUGCUGCUCCUCUUCCGCACCCACCACCACCACUCGGAACAGAAACCGCCGGUCUUCCUCUGCGUCUGUUCCCACUUCGGACCGCGAUGCCAUUCGCGCCAUUCGCAUCAAAAAGGUGGAGGAGUUGAGGAGCAAAGGGUUAGAGCCCUAUGCUUAUAAGUGGGAUAGGACUCAUACUGCUAAUCAGCUUCAAGAGAUAUACAGUCAUUUAGCAAAUGGUGAAGAGUCAAAUAAUGAGUCUGAUAACAUAUCUGUGGCAGGGAGAAUUGUGGCUCGUAGAACAUUUGGAAAGCUUGCCUUUUUGACACUAAGAGAUGACUCGGGUACAAUUCAGCUUUACUGUGAGAAGGAAAGUCUUUUAAAUGAUCAGUUUGAUCAGUUAAAGACACUUGUUGAUAUUGGUGAUAUACUGGGUGCUACUGGUUCAAUGAAAAGGACAGAGAAAGGAGAGCUUUCUGUUCUUGUGAAAUCUUUUGGGAUUCUCACAAAAUCUCUUCUUCCACUACCUGACAAGUAUCAUGGUCUCAUUGAUGUGGAUAAACGAUACCGCCAAAGAUAUGUCGAUAUGAUUGCGAAUCCUGCAGUAGCUGAUGUAUUUCGGAAAAGAGCAAAGAUUGUAUCAGAGAUACGCAAGACAGUGGAGUCUUUGGGUUUUGUUGAAGUUGACACUCCAGUUCUACAGGGAGCAGCUGGUGGAGCUGAAGCAAGGCCAUUUGUUACAUAUCAUAAUUCACUUGGAAGGGAUCUCUAUUUGAGGAUUGCAACUGAGCUUCAUUUGAAGAGGAUGUUGGUUGGAGGAUUUGAAAAGGUAUAUGAGAUUGGUCGAAUAUUCAGAAAUGAAGGCAUUUCCCCUCGCCAUAAUCCUGAAUUUACCACCAUAGAGAUGUAUGAAGCAUAUUCUGACUACGAAAGCAUGAUGAACAUGGCAGAGGAAAUUAUUACUCGCUGUGCACUUGCUGUUCAUGGGAAGCUUACCAUUGAUUACCAGGGGGUGGAGAUAAGUUUGGAGCGGCCAUGGAGGAGGGAAAGCAUGCACAAUCUUGUGAAGGAUACAACUGGCAUUGAUUUCAAUGAGUUGGGAAAUGAUCUCAAGGUUGCUAAAGAGGUUACUUUGACAGCACUUGGGGCUGGGAUUGAUAACAAGGACAAAUCUGCCAUUGAAGCAAGCCCUUCUCUUGGUAACCUCCUUAAUGAGGUCUUUGAAAUUGCUGUAGAACCAAAGCUCUUGCAACCAACAUUUGUUUUAGACUAUCCUAUUGAGAUCUCUCCCCUAGCAAAACCACAUCGAAGACAUGCAAGCUUGACCGAAAGGUUUGAACUCUUCAUCUUUGGUCGUGAACUGGCCAAUGCAUUCUCUGAGUUGACUGAUCCGUUGGACCAAAGGUCACGCUUAGAAGAACAAGUGAAGCAGCAUAAUGAGAAGAGAGCAACAGCUGUUUCAGAAAUAUCAGGUGGAAAGGAAGAUUUGAAGAAAUAUGAUGAUAACUCAUAUGAAGUUACUAUUGACAAUGACUUUUUAACUGCUUUGGAAUAUGGAAUGCCUCCAGCUUCGGGGAUGGGACUUGGAAUCGACAGGCUGGUGAUGCUUUUGACAAACUCUUCCAGUAUUCGAGAUGUUAUUGCCUUCCCUGUGCUAAAACUUCAGCAGUAGUAUUACAGAAACUGGUCGGAGAGAUUAGCUUUCUAAUGCUUCACUAAAGAUGUUGACUUUGAAAGAGGAUUUUGAUAUGCUCAGACAGAAUGGCAGGUGCUAUUUAUCUUUUGUAUAAUGCUUCACCUGCAGGAAAAUUUUGGCUGUACCUUGAGAUUCUUCUUAUUGUUGUGUGGAUUGAAUUAAAAACAAAAAAAGGCAAUAAAACUAUAAGUUAUAUACAAA
Molecule: messenger RNA, 2020 nt
Organism: Mangifera indica (mango)
Lineage: Eukaryota; Viridiplantae; Streptophyta; Magnoliopsida; Sapindales; Anacardiaceae
Product: lysine--tRNA ligase, chloroplastic/mitochondrial
Exons: 14
Coding region: 50-1795 (581 amino acids)
Biological process (GO): lysyl-tRNA aminoacylation
Cellular component (GO): mitochondrion; cytoplasm; cytosol
Molecular function (GO): lysine-tRNA ligase activity; tRNA binding; ATP binding
Source: RefSeq, a predicted model, not a curated record